Doryrhamphus excisus (bluestripe pipefish) is the source of this 8715-nucleotide messenger RNA. It is a transcript of the gene trim71, whose product is annotated as tripartite motif containing 71, E3 ubiquitin protein ligase. The record is from RefSeq and is a predicted model, not a curated record. Gene Ontology annotation, molecular function: ubiquitin protein ligase activity; zinc ion binding; protein binding. Lineage: Eukaryota; Metazoa; Chordata; Actinopteri; Syngnathiformes; Syngnathidae. Gene Ontology annotation, biological process: proteasome-mediated ubiquitin-dependent protein catabolic process; protein polyubiquitination.
UCGGACUGGAGCUGCUCUAGGAGCGGGAGUGAGGGCUACUCACGCCCGUGGGAGCUCUUAUCGUCUUACCUGUGUUGACGGUUCUUUCCCGGAGAGGAAACAACCACGGGCACGACCGAGUAGGUGACGCAGGACGACACAGACCGAGUUGUUUCUCCUCGUCCUAUGCCUUCGGAGGAGCAGCCUGCGUGAAAUUCCUCCACGCCGAGAGCGACCCAGCCGAGUGGGGACGGAAGGGGCGCUGGGGGCGGCCUCUCGACAAGGUGGACCGACGGGGUGAAUUGAACCACAAACGCUCAUAUAUAAGAGAUUGUAUAUUUGUUUUUCCACGCCAUGCCCGCUCCUCGCUUGUGGCUUUGAUGAAUUAUUGACCACCGUUGGAGUCCGAGGUUCGCCCAGCUGAACCCUGGCACCGAUGGUGAACCACUGGGGCGAAAACUAACCUGAAGGCAUCGAGCAACAUUCAGCUCUUUUCCUGCUCUGUGGUGAUGGUGGGGGGAGGAGAAGAGACCGACCUCCCUCUACCUUGACGCCAGAUUUGUAUUUUUAUGAGCCAUGAUUGCCUCCUUUUUUGUUCCAAUGGUGUCAGGGAUUGAUUGAUUGAUCGAGAACGCCUUACUGCCACCUGAUAGUUACUACCUCAUUGUUUUACAUCCAAUCAGGAGUUAUGUAAGACGGACAAAUAUCUGUACUCUACCUCAAGUGUAGAGCGAGUCUACCUCAAGCAACAGCUUUCUCCCACUCCGCAAAUCAGCUGGACGUGUCCUCAAAUGUGUUACUCAACUGCAAACUGAGCCUUGUGACGCUGCAGAUGGCCUCCUUCCCAGACUCGGACCUGCAGACGUGCCCCCUCUGCAAGGAGUUGUGCGGCUCCUCUGCUCCCAUUUCCUCCAGCUCGUCCACCUCUUCAUCCUCCUCGCACACCUCCUCCUCCUCCAGCCAGACCAGCAGGAGGCUUCACGUCCUGCCCUGCCUCCACACCUUCUGCAGGCAGUGCCUAGAGGGCCAACGCUGCCCCGGGGACCCACUCAAGUUGCGGUGUCCCACUUGUGACCAGAAGGUGUCCAUCUCGGAGGCCGGUGUGGACUCGCUGCCUUCCUCUAACUUCCUCUUCAGCAACCUGUUGGACGUGGUGGUGAGCACAGAGGAGCAGAUCCAGAACAAGAAUGGCCACCACAACCUCCACCGUGUCGGCUUGGGCUCCUCUGGCUUCCAUCAUACACACGGAGGCCUCCUGCACCCACACCUCAUGGGAGAGCCUCAGUGCAGCUCCUGCGACGAGGAGAACAUGGCUACCUCCCACUGCCUGGACUGCCAGGAGUACUUGUGUGACAACUGCGUACGUGCACAUCAACGGGUGAGGCUGACCAAGGAUCACUUCAUCGAGAGGCUCGGGGAGAACCUCCACUUGAGUCGUGUCAACAGCAACCCCAGCCAGUCGGGCUUGCCGGUCUCCCUCGCUCAGUCCCUGCAGAACAACUUUGCGCUGCUGUCCCUCUUCCAGGAUCGCAUGAGCUUCUGCCAACACCAUGACAAUGAGGUUUUUCUGUUCUUCUGCGAGAGCUGCUCCGUGCCCAUCUGCAGGGAGUGCAGCAUGGGUCGUCACAUGGGCCAUACCUUCGUUUACCUCCAGGAUGCCGUACAGGACUGCAGGUCCGUCACCAUCCAGCUGCUGGCAGACGCACAGAAAGGACGACAGGCCGUGCAGCUGAGCAUGGAGAAGGUCCAGGCCAUGGCAGAGCAGGUGGAGAUCAAGGCUAAGGUUGUGCAAACCGAGGUGAAGGCCCUCGUCCUCAGACACAAGAAAGCGCUGGAAGAGAGAGAGUGUGAACUACUGUGGAAGUUGGAGAAGAUCCGUCAGGUGAAGGCCAAAUCGCUGUACCUGCAGGUGGAGAAACUGCACCAAAGUCUGACCAAGUUGGACAGCACCAUCGCCGCCGUCAGCCAGGUGCUGGACGAGGGACGCCACAUCGACAUGCUGCUGGCGAGGGAGCGAAUGCUCACCCAGAUCCAUGAGCUAAAAGCACUGAGGGGCCUGAUGCAACCGCAGGAGGACGACCGCUUCAUGUUCACUCCUCCAGACCAGGCUCUAUACAUAGCCAUCCAAUCCAUGGGCUUAAUCAGCAGUGGAGCCUUUGCUCCAGUCACCAAAGCCCAUGGCGAUGGUCUCAAAAGUGCGCUUCGUGGCAAGCACGCAUCCUUUACUGUGAUUGGAUACGACCACGACGGGGAGCCACGUCUAUCCGGCGGGGACAUGGUCUCCACGAUAGUCAUGUCUGUCGCGGACAACACCCUAUCCGCCGCUGAGGUGACCGACCACCAGAACGGCUCGUACACGGUCAGCUACAUGGCCAAAUGUGAGGGGGAGCACCUGGUGUCUGUGCUGGUGUGCAACCAGCACAUCCAGGGCAGCCCCUUCAAGGUGUUUGUGAAAUCGGGACGCAGCUACGGCUCCCUGGGCUCCCAAGUGUCCUCCUUCGGGUGCGAGGGCGAAGGCGACGGUCAGCUUUGUCGCCCUUGGGGAAUCAGCGUGGACAAGGAGGGGUAUGUGGUGGUGGCGGACCGCAGCAACAACCGCAUACAGAUAUUCAAGCCCUGUGGCGCAUUCCACCACAAGUUUGGCUCUCUGGGUUCUCGGCCCGGUCAGUUCGACCGGCCAGCCGGGGUUGCAUGUGACAGUCAGAGACGAAUCAUUGUGGCCGAUAAGGACAAUCACCGUGUGCAGGUGUUUACUUUUGAGGGCCAGUUCCUGCUGAAGUUUGGGGAAAAGGGGACCAAGAACGGGCAGUUCAACUAUCCGUGGGAUGUGGCUGUCAACUCUGAGGGCAGGAUCUUGGUCUCCGACACCAGGAACCACCGUGUGCAGCUUUUUUCCCCCGACGGUUCUUUCCUCAACAAGUACGGCUUCGAGGGGGCUCUGUGGAAACACUUUGACUCCCCCAGAGGCGUGGCCUUCAACCACGAGGACCACCUGGUGGUGACCGACUUCAACAACCACCGGCUCUUGGUCAUCCGGCCGGACUGCCAGUCUGCUCGCUUCCUGGGCUCCGAAGGAAUCGGUAACGGUCAGUUUCUGAGGCCGCAGGGUGUCGCGGUGGACCAGGAGAACCGCAUCAUUGUGGCAGACUCCCGUAACCACCGCGUGCAAGUCUUUGAGCCCAAUGGAAACUUCUUAUGCAAAUUUGGAACGCAGGGGAGUGGCUUUGGACAGAUGGAUCGCCCCUCCGGCGUGGCCGUGACGCCAGACGGAGUCAUCGUGGUUGUUGACUUCGGGAACAAUCGGAUCCUCAAGUUCUAAGACAAAAAAACAACAACGUUCUCUCCUUCUGUUUUGCAGUUUUAUGAAGGAAAUGGAGGCGAGAGAAUGAAUCAGAAAACUGACACAAUAGGAGGAGAGCCGAAAGAGGAUUGAGAGCAAGUUGAUGAAGGGGAAUUGGACGUUUGUUUCCACUCACACUGAUCUCGUCAUUCUGAUAUAUGUGUAUUUCAAAGGGGACCUCUACAAAUGGAUAAUCAAUAGCAAAAAAAAAUGAGCCAUUUUUCCCUUCCUCAUUCUCAGCUGCUCUUAAUUCUUUCUGGAAUCUCUCCUCGAGUAUCCUUCUCAGGGAAUUUCUCACUUUUCUUGAAACCUUGUACCUCUCUGCUCCACACCUACCUCAUUUGGCUCUUUAUGAAUGUACUCAUAGUCACUGAGCAGAGGUUUAUUAUUAGUCCGUGAAGUUUUACAAAGAAGAAAAGUCUACCUCUAUACUUUAUUUAAGAGAGACACAAAAAUGAUUUUUUUUGCACAGGAUUAAUGGAAUUCUUGCUGUGCAUUUUUCUUUUCUUUUUUUUUUUUUUUAAUGUGAGUUUAGUGAACCUCCUGAAUGUUGUUGCUGAGACAAUACUCAGACCGCUGUAGAGGCUGCAUGAUUCAUUCUCAGUAGAAGGCUUUGCUAGGGUACAGUACAGUUGUCUUUUCAUAUUUACAGCAUUUUUUUUUUUGACCCAUUGAAGACUCUGCAGUGUUUGCAUAGUCGUGACGGCCCAGCUACAAAAAUCGAUAGCUCAGGGUUAUAGUUGGGCUGAUAAGAAAUGAGCGCUUUUCAGGCCCUCCUUUUUAGCUUUACUGACUCACUCCUCGGAGUGGGUGCUGAUUAGUUGCAUUUAUUGAUGAUGAAUCACAUCAGAACAUGUUUUAUUGUCCUUACCUCCCCGUUGCACCUCGUUAGACUGGAUUUUUGUGGCCUAAAGAUCCAGCUAUUAAACCACGAGGACGCAAAAUUAGUAUGCAAGGACCACUUGGUCUCCUCCAAAAGUGAGGGCCUGUGGGACGCGUUUACUAACAUCAGGAUCUAUUAGUGAUCUUAACAUAGAGAUUUAAUCAUAAAGUUGAAUGACACCUUCCCCCCUGAGGCAUGCUGUGUGACAAAAGCCUCAGAAGUAGACAGUCCAGAGGACAAAAAGAGUAACACCUCACUUUACAAUCCUUUGGAUAUAUGUUGUGGUUGAAAAGCCACCCCUUUAGGGCGCUAUGGGCCACAUCCAGUCCUGCGAAAGGAUGUGAGCACAAAGCCUCGCCCACCCCCAAUUUAUUAUUAACGCUCGGGUUUGUGGAGGCAUCUCCAAGCCCAGCGCUAGUAGACCAAUCCUCUAAAGAUGGAGGUCUAUAGACCAACUACUAGAGUCAACCAAAGUUAGAAUAUCUGCACAGACUAACUAUAUAUAAAAAUUUGGCGAUUUAAAAAGUCACGUUCUUCAAUAAUCAUUGCUGGCAUAACUCGUGGAGUUGUGUUGAUAGUGCUGCCCUGACUGUGCAUGUUGAAAGAAAAAAAAAGAUCCUUUUGUCUGUCCACCUAGAGAACCAAAGAGAACCCCCAUUGCAUUAUACGCCCCUUAAACAAACCUCCAGCUCAUGGCCCCCCUCUUUCGUAGAACAAUCCUUAGCACCCAGAAAUACCCUUGUAGCCCAUAAACGUUGGAUUCAAUCUGUACCCCACUUAAACGCACUCGACAAUUCAUGUUCUGCUUACUGUUCUAGCAAAAAAAAAACUGUGGAAAGAGUCACUGACGCUCUCUUCUCUGAGGAGGGGACCCGUCUGCACAUGACCUGGACAGACGUUCUCAGUGUACAAUGUUUCAGCAACCAUUUUCUUACAUCUUCUCAAGGGACAAUACGAAUCAAAUGAAGAAUAGUCAGUGUACACCUUGUAUAGCAGUCUAAAAUAGCUGACAGCACAAGUGCUUACGUUUAGUGGGAGCACCAUCGUUAUCUCACCUUCUUGGGUAUGAAAUCAUCUUCUACUCAUCCAUAAUGACAUCGCUGGUGGAUGCUAGUCACCUUCCUACCUUCCUUGGAGUUGUGUCUGGGCUCCUUAUGUUGGAAAACUGCCUUGUGGUCUACUUUCCCAAAGGAGUGGAUCAUGCACUGGUUUAGAAUGUUUUUUUGUUUUGGUUUUCAUUUUGGAAUUCACUUGUGUUGCUAGCUCUUUAGCUGUACACCGACUAGUCCAAAGUAGUGUUGUCCUUUUGAGGAAAUAUACCACAACAAAAAUGGUUGCUGCAAUGAGAUACUAUAUAUAUGUGUAUAUAUAUAUAUAUAUAUAUAUAUAUAUAUAUAUAUCUGCUCAACCAUCAUCAGUGGUUGUUUACCUCAACGUUGUUAAUAUUCAUAUACCUCAAACUACUUUCAAAUACCUCAUUUUUUGUUGUUUUGUGUGUGUGUGUUUGUUUGUUUUCAUGUGUUGGCAUACCUCAUCAGAUGUUUUACAUCACAAGUAUACCUCAUUCUUUUGACUAGUGUGUUGCAGUACAGUGCAUGUCCUGUAGCUCUAGGACCAAAGAUUGUGGCACUGUUUUGAAAAUUUGUGUUGUGGUCCAUCAGCAGCUUUUUGCUGUACAGUUAGUUGCCUUUUUUAUUUUUUAUUUUUUUUAAGAAAAAAAAAAACUCCACAGAGAAUCACCAAAUAUUUCCGAGGAUAGCAUAGUGCCAAAAUGAUCAGAGUUGUGUGCCAAGGACCACGCUGUUGUAGACGACAAAACGUGACCGGACCAUGAUAUCCGAGAUACAAAUGUUGAAUCGGAGCAACUGAGGAUAAAUCCUGCAGCUCUGACGGGAUGCACUUACAAGGGCUGGGCCCCCAUUGUUAUCUUGAACUGGUAGAUUGCGCUCGCAGGAGGAGGGGGGGUGGGUGGAGGCGGGCGAGGGGCGAAGACGCACAAGAAUGACCUCAACUUUUUCAGCACAAGUUCCCAAUAUUUCUGCACAGAUCAACUCUGGUGCAAGCAGACACGUUGACAAAGAGGAUGUAUGAGAGAUGUUGGCACAGCAACACCAGUAGGGUUGUUUUUCAGUAUUAACCAUUGCAAAUGUUCAUCCACGACUGCAUCCUUUUUCUUUUUUUUUUUGGAAACAAAUAUUGCAGAAUUCUAUCUUUAAGAUCCUUAGGUCUUCACUCUUUAAGAGGAAAAAAAUGUAUUUUAAAGCUUUUAUUUGUUUUUGUUGCAUGCUUUAAGAAGUCCUUAUUAUACUGGCAUCAUUUUCGGGUGGGUGAUGAAAGAAAGAAGAAAUGGGUGGUGGGUAGCUGACUUUUUUUUUGGGACGUUUGUAUCAGGAUAUUUACCCAAAGACGAGUAUGCGUGCACGAGAUGGAAUUAACCUUUUCACCUUUGCGUUUGUGGUUCUUGUUUUCUGGAGAGGCUCGGCAGAGCACAACCCGUUCAGUCGGCCGUGCUUCUCAAUUCCUUACAAACAACGCAGGCCGCUUUUCAAAAACCAGCGUAGAAGGCCAGGAAGAGCUCAGGGAGGCUCCUAAAGCAGGGGGUGUCCAAAGUGCAGGCCGAGAGCCAUUUUCGGCUCGCAGCUGAUUUCUUUUAUUGGUCCGUAUCCAACAAUUCAUUCAUUAUUAAAAAGAUGCAGUGGAACCCUCGCGAAUAUAACAUUACAGUCAAAGUGCCUGCUUAAGUUGACGUCAACAUACAAGGUCCACCGCUUUUCUCAAAAUAAAAUUUUGGACCCAUGAAACAACAUCCCUGUAUGUCGACAUUUGCUAAGCCAUAACAUAACUACAGUUACUCAGCAUUAAAACAUGCACACAGUGAUUUCCUGUUUAGUGCAAAAUAAGAUUCCAAUGUAUAGCAUGGCAGUAUUCACCUGUAUGUUACAGCAAUGCGCCCUCCACACCUAAUGUAGCCACCUUGGCUAGAUUUGGCUACUCACACUUGGUUGGCCCCCAUCUCACAGGCAAACAACACUGCCCCCUGGAGGCCAACCCCUGAAUCACAGUUCAGAGUGCUAAAAUACAUUAUGAAAAAAUAAUCCCUAUAAAAUUAUGCUCAAAUGGACAGAACUUGUUGAUUUCUGUUCCAAGCCACAAAGUAAAUAAUGAUUAGUUUGGUUUUUUUGCUGUCUGCUAGUCCGCGGGGUGUCGAUAAGGGCUCCACAGUAUCUUAAAAUUUGCGUUCUCACCCAAAACACAAAGCUAAGGUGUACUUAUCUUCAGCUAGCUUAGCAUGGUCUUUGAUGCACAAAAUAGCCCCCGCCUCUUCCCAGUUUUGUUUGCGGCCCUCGGUGGAAACAGUUUGGACACCCCUGUCGUAAAGUUUCUGCACCAACAGACCUCAACCCCGACCCUGUCACUAUCAUGUGGCAAGCCCCCACCCCACUCCACACCCCCACUCCCAGCACAAAGCAGCUGCAGAAGUCCACUUCCUAAUCUUUGCAAGAAUCCAGGAAGUCAGGCGACUGCUGUAGAUCAUGUGACCGGCCCUUUGACCCUUGUGUUUCAUUUCUGGCCUCUCGCGGCUUAUAAGAGGAAAAAAAAAGUCAAGCUGCACCGGGUGAUGUGUGCAAGGUCGUAGACCUCCUUUUUAAAGAUUGUAUACUCUAAAAAAAACAAAAAAAAUAUAUGGUUGGUGAAAAUUUAGAAAGGAAAAAAAAAAGUUAUCUCAGGUAGUUGUCGGCGGGCCUGUCCUGCUGGUGUCUCAUCCUAAUGUGUCCCUUAGAAUUAAAGUAGAUCCCCACUCCUUCCCCCUUAAAUUCCAGUGAUAGUCUGAUCUUUUUGUGUGUCCAUUUUACAUAUUUAGACAAAUCUUUUGGUUAGCUUUCAUCUACAAAAAAAAAGACAAAUACGACACACCGCUUGACGCUCGUUGGCCCUUUUAGAAUGUAUUUUGUGAAGAAAAGGGUCACACGGUGUCUUGUCGAUGCUCGCUCUCAACACCCUGCUGCCGGACACAACACAACACACACAGUUGUAUCUCCGUGUAAAUGUCGUCACGCCAGCAAUAUUUAGCGAGCAUUGGGCGUCGUGCUCAUAAACCAGCGUCUGUGUUGGUCCAGCAGCGGGCGGCAUGGGGCCGAGGUCGUGUUUGUGCGUCCAAACAGACAUCCACUGAAUGUAAAACUCCCUCAACAGUCCAGGAGGCGGCGCGAGUGGCUGUGGCCGGCUGAGUUUAGAUGAGUGCUGCUGGCGCUUCCUCAUCAGGGCCUCUGUGUGUGUGUGUGUGUGUGUGUGUGUAUGCGUACGCAUGUUUGCCUCUCCCUCUUCAACACACAGAUUGUGCUUAGUGGAAGUGCAGAUGUCACGUCUUCAGUCUAAAUAAGGCAAAGGAGACUAUAAUAUUUUUUAGCCACUUGCUGCUCGCGCUGUACUCUUUUAGACUUUAAACAUUUCCUAUGCAGUUUUGGUUGGUUUUUGUUUACACUUCAAUAAAGUUGUAUUUCUUUGACUUCAA